CAUUACAUUCAACUUCUUCGCCAUUUUCUCUCUUUGUGUAGCAUAUUUCGCAAUAGUAAUGUCGCCGCAAAGGAGACUUGAUAUUUUGAAAUCCGAAAAACAUACGCGAAAUAAUAAUGGUUAAACGAGUUUGAUAAUAAACAUAGAUAUUGCGUAUUGCGCGUAUUCGUAUAUUUUGCGCAUCAAUCAUACGUUAUCAACUACUGCACGUCUAUUUCGGCGUGUUUUUCUAUUCCAUCGUAUUACAACUUAACGUAGAUUUCUUAGAGUCACUGAAAAAUGAUGAUGCCAGUUCGUACGCAAAAUAAUAGAGGUUAGGCGAGAGGUUAAUCGGUUUCGGAUAUAUGUACAUAGCUCUUUCACUUAUUUUUCGAAUUUCGCGCAUUAAUCAUAUUAAGCGAACGUUAUCGCCUAUUGCGCGUCUAUUUUCACGCUUUUUUUUUCAUUUUGUCGUAUUACAAGCUGACGUUAAAUACUUGGAGUCAUUGAAUGUUGAUGUCACUGGAAGAAUUAUGACACCCGAGAGAAGAAAAUCAUUUCCGAACGCUGUAAUGGUAAAGAAACGUAAGAUGACAACAAAUAAAAGAAAGAUUACGGCGGCAGCAUCAAGUGUAUCUGUUAAAUCAAACGAAAAACUUCUCAAAGAAAAAUCCAUUUUUCAGUGACAGCGCAGACGAAGAUGGUGAAAAGAAACGAUUCACGUCAAAAAAUGCAAGGGCCAGGAUUACAGCAGAAAGCUCUUCUCUGAGGAUCGUGCCAAUAAGAUCAAAAAGGAUGAUCAAAAGCAUAAAGAAAAUCGUCGUUGCGACAAAAAAGGAAACAGCAAUAACAUUGCGAAAUUAUCCAAGAAACGACGAGUUGAAGUUACGGAGGAAAGAAAAGACAAAGGUGAGCAGUUGCGAGAAAAAGGAAAGAAAAAUAUACAACAGCGAGAGAAGGAUGCACCGGAGCGCGAGAAGACGUACCUGCAGGAAAAGCCAAGGAAUGAUAAUGAGGUACUCGAAGAUGAGAAGAGAGACCGAGAUGCAGCUGACAUGAGCAACAAAGGUGUAGACCGUCGCGAUGCUGACGGCGCAGCUGCAGCGAAAUGUGUCCAGGAUCAAAAGCCUCGACAAUAUGUUAUUGCAGCAGGUCACAGCCGAAACGACGAGCCUCGCAGAAACGUGGAUGCAGGCGCGAAUCAUUUUCAAGAAGAUGAGCCUCCCAGAGGCGUGAGUGCAGCCGGUGAAGACGACGAGCUCUACGGUGGUGAAGAUGCACAUGAUUUCGGUCGCGAUGGUGAAAAUGGCGAGGCUGUUCAGAAUGCGAAUGACGAAUUCGGUAACAGCGAAAACGAUGAGCACCGUAGAGCAGGCGUAGAUGUUCGUGGACAUAACCACAAUGACGAAAUUCCGAGAGGUGCUGCUGCAGGUCGUGACCACGAUGCUGAUAACGAUGAAAAUCAAGACCCGAAUAUAAAGAAUUCGUUGGUAUCCGAUAAACCUGAAGAAGGAAAAUUGCAGCUUACCAGAGGGAUUCAUAUAUACGUGGAUGCAACAGAGCUUAAUUAUAUGAAAAUGAAAUGGCGGGCAAAGCCUGCAGAACUAACUCGUAGACUGGUGAAAUUGAUCGUUGGCAAAGAUAAGUUGAGAGAAAUGACGCCUACAGGACGAGCAAACACUUCGAGUAUUCCCCAAGCAGUCUACAAAGCAGUUUUUAUCUACGUGAACAAGAAACUACCGGAGGGAGAAGAUAAGUUGCAGGAGUCAAAUUAUAGACGGAUUUUAACCAAUAUGUGCAAUACAUUACGAAAUCCGAAGAAAAGCCGUUAAUAUUGAAUUAUUUGCAGUUGAUUGUUUAAAAUAAUUUUCAUUAUCAUGGGUAAAAAUAAUUGUUCUUAAAAUUAAACUAUUACUUACCUUAGCUAAUCUCUUUCGAGAGAAUGCACCAUACAUAUAAGUAUCGACGAAAUUAAAAUCACAAGUUUGGCCGAAACUACCCAGACUAAGUCAAAACGCAAAUUUAGAAAAUUCCCAGAUUUUAAAAAUACAAACGGAAGUCUGAAACGCUCAUCACUUCUUCUUACUGGCCCUUGGUACUUUUUUAAUAUUAGAUUUUAAUAAAAGAAAUAAUAAGUCUAAUAUUUAUUAGAAAAAGUAAUAAACAUUUGCAAAUCUGAACCGUGGAUCCGAAUACAGAUUUGGAAUAAAUAAAAACGGAAGUCUGGGAAAUUCCUAGACUAUGGAAGUAAAAACGGAAGUCUGGGAAAUUGCCAGACUAUGCAAGUAAAAAUGGAAGUCUAGGAAAUUCCCAGACUAUGGAAGUAAAAACGGAAGUCUGGGGAAUUCCCAGACUAUGGAAGUAAAAACGGAAGUCUGGGAAAUUGCCAGACUAUGCAAGUAAAAAUGGAAGUCUAGGAAAUUCCCAGACUAUGGAAGUAAAAACGGAAGUCUGGGGAAUUGCCAGACUAUGGAAGUAAAAAUGGAAGUCUGGGCAAUUGCCAGACUUGAAAAAAUAAAAAAUCAUAAGUCUGGGCAGAAGUCUGGGAAAUUCCCACCAGCCAGACUUCAGCCAGAAAAUUCAGGAAGACUUGAGCAAGAUUUUGCCAAGAUUUAUCCCAGACCAUUUUUUUUAUUGUACAUUUAUUAAAAGGUGUGUCUGAUGAAAAUUUAAUAAAAGCAUAUAUUGAUCAGUGUUAUAAAAGCUGUUCGUCGUUGUUCUCUCACGGUGCCUCGUUCGCAGUUUAAUGUCCUGUCAUAUACGACGCAACUACUGACCGACGCCAAAGUUACGGGAGCAUAGGCUUUGUUCCGGUUGGAUGAGUUGGAUUAGGCCGCGUAUAUCGUUUUCAUUACAAUAAGCCUGUCUUUCCCCUUUGUGCGAAAUAAAGCUCGACGUUGAAAUACUUGCGAGAUUUCCGAGCGACUGUCAUACUUUCUUCCGAAAGCAAGAAACAACCACGAGAGUGGGUAAUUAGAAACCCGGCCUCAAAAAUGCCGCGCGAAAAAGUUGACUCUCUCUCUCUCUCUCUCUCUAUCUCUCUCUCUCACUCUCUCACUCUCUCUCUCUCUCUCUCUCUCUCUCUCUCUCCCCAUCGGUAUAGCGUACAAAUAUAUAUAUAUAUAUAUAUAUAUAUAUAUAUGUGUAGAUGGUGUAUCUGGCAACUCUCUGGCAGUGAGUCUCGCGCUCUCUGAGAAACGGCGAGGAAAUUACGAUCCCGUUGCAGCUGCGGAGCCAGGUAAACGUUGGCGAUAAGUCAAUCAGCCGACUGCAGCGCGCCGGAAGAAUGACUGCAGCGAAAGAGGAAGAGAUAGAGGUAUAGACAGAAAUUGAAACGCUGGGAGAGAGAGAGAAACCCAAAUACAGUUGUGUGUACAAACAGCGCGCAAAGAGGCGCAUCAUCGUCGGGACGACUUUCUUUGUGUUAGAUCUCGCUCUCCUCUGGCCUCGUUCGCUCCUCUCGCGCGCGU
Molecule: messenger RNA, 3449 nt
Organism: Nasonia vitripennis (jewel wasp)
Lineage: Eukaryota; Metazoa; Arthropoda; Insecta; Hymenoptera; Pteromalidae
Exons: 4
Coding region: 1035-1811 (258 amino acids)
Source: RefSeq, a predicted model, not a curated record